AUGCUUCCCUCAACACUCCGUCCGGGAAGCCUUCGGCAGAGGUCUCGCUCGACUCGCUCGACGGUCAGGAAACACUCCUUCCGCGACGACAUAGGCCUCGUCGCCAUCCGCUACGAGAAGAUGGCCCAGGGAGAGGCCCCCACCCCCAUCAAGUCGGUCAACCCUGUCCGCACACCAACAUCGCCAUCGCGACCUGCCUCCGUCACCGCCAUAUCCCCCUCUUCGGCAUCCGCAUCGCCGUCGCUGUCGUCGUCGCUCACGCGGUCGCCGUCGGACGCCUCGUCUUCGUACAGCACCCCCUCCCCGCCCUCCACCGCCCCGUCGUCGCCCUCACCGCUGGCCUCUCCGAUCGUCGUCGUCCGUCCUCCCCCAACCGAGGAGCACCCCGCUCUGCGCGGGGAUAGGAAGCGCGACUCGGCUCAUGCGCCCGCCAGCUUGUCGUCCAGGACGACACCUACCAUUGACGAGGAGGAGGAGGAGGCGGCGGCGGCGGAGGACGUGUGCGGUGACGGUGACGAGGAUUACCAGUACUAUCGUCACAUGAGGCUGAGGCCUGCGUCCUGCUCGGCCACGCCCAUGACCUCUCCUUCCGCUGCUCCUGCCGCGGCUGACGUUGCCGCCCGGCAACCCGCUGAAGAGAGCGGCGAGUCGUCGUCGGCCGGGGAGGACGACGACCAGACGGAGCCGACGCCGUCCGCCCCUUCCACCUUCUCGGAUCACCCCUUCCCCGCCGUCGUCGUCCCCCCCCGGCUGAGGAGACGGUCGACACCGGUCAUCCAGCUGGACGCCGCCCGCAACAGCUCCUCCCUCUCCCUCCCGGCCUCGUCGCCGUCCACCAACCUCUUCCCCAGCAAGAGCCUGCGUCUGCGUACCUCCACGUCGGAGUCCCAUGUUGGAGCCCAAGCCCAAGCCGUCCCUCGUCGCGCCAUCUCCCACCUGGACUGGGACCACGGACGUUGCGAUCGGGACCGCUACCACCACCGCUGCCGCCGCCGCUGCCGCCACCACGACGCCGAUGCAGACCUCGAGUCCACCGCGUCCGCGCCUAGCACGCAUCCGCCCCGCCGCCGUCCACCCAUGGACCCACACGCCGAGUCAGGUACGGAGGGUCCCACCUGGUCGAGCCAGCAGGAUGAGGACGAGGCCGUCGAGACGGAAAAGAUCGAGCCGGCCGCCGGAGAGGGUGCACGGAUCGAGGCGUCGGUUUCUGCCACCGGUGCCGAUGCCGGUGGUGCUGCUGCCGCGUCGGGAGCGGUGGUUGGAGAGCAGGCCUCCCCCCCCGCCACCACGGCUGACGCAUCCGUGCCUGAAGCGGACGGCCUGGGCCCCGAUAGCGGGUCCGCCAGCGCAACCCGAGUAGAGGACGGCGCUGUCGACGGCGCUACCGACGGCGCUACCACAGCACCACCCACCUCCACAAGCCAGCACACCACGGCAACCGCCAGCGACACCGCGACGACGGCCUCCCACACUCCCCUCCUCGACAUCUCCAUCCCCUCCGACACCUUGGUCGAGGAUGAUUUCAUAGCCGGCCUCAACUUUUCCCAACGGGGCAGUGUCAUUCUCGACGCCGACAAUCUGGACGGCCACGGCAACGGCAACGACGACGACAGAGACAACGGCGACGACAUGGCCACCAGGCAGGAGCAGGAGCAGGAGCAGCGACAGCCUCCCAGCACCGGCAACCCCCCUCCUCGCGACGAUGAGCAGGAGCAGCACCAGCGCCAGCACCAGCACCAGCACCAGCACCAGCACCAGCACCAGCAGUCCACGAAGAUGACCACGACCAACCACGAUGCCGAACCUACCACCACCCCCGAUCCCAACACUGCUGCGACAGACGUGCCGGUGUCGACGUCCCAGCAGCCUGCCCUCCCCGAUAUUCGUGUCAUGGCGGCCGACGCAGACAGGGAGUCUCUAAAGGUGAGAUCGCUCUAUGCAGUUGGCGGCAGUGCCAUGAGGUGGGAGGAUGGCGCGACGCCGUCAUCGUCAAUGGGAGACCGCCCUAAACCUUCCAUUGCCGAGCACCCUGCCGAAGAGGAUGAGGGCGUCCCAUCCCGCGCGCGAACUCAUCUCAGUCCCGUCGCAAGUACGUCCAUCAACUCCUUCGACUCUUCAUCCCGGCGGCCCAGCAUCUCUGAUGGCAGAGAGGCCGUCGCAGCCGCCACGGCCGCGGCUGGCGGAUUCGAGGAUUGGGAUGACCUCGACGGCCUGAGCGUCGACCGCUACGGCUUCAUCACAGCCCCGCCCCUGCGCCCCGCCUCGUCCAGGCUGGCGACGCCCACCGAGCUCAAGUCGUCGCAGUUCUCGACCAGGAGGCGCAAUAUCCUGCAGAAGAGGAGCCUGGUGGCCAUGACGGUGGACGGGGACGGCAACCGCAUCCCGACGCGCAAGACGUCGACGCGCUCGCUGUACACGCAGCACUCGGCCGUGUCCAUGACGUCCGUGCGCUCCUCCCGCUCCGUCAUCCGGCAGGCGAGCAACCUGCUACCGCACAACCGCCACCGCCGCUGGAUGGACGAGGCCGGCGACAUGCUGACGGUGGCGCCCAGCAUGCAGGACGUGGCCGAGGAGGCCCGCGUCGAGAAGAUCUCGGAGGCGCUCAAGCGCAAGGAGUGGGAGCGGUCCGAGAAGUGGCGCAAGAUGGCCACCAUCGUCAACCGUGACGGCGGCGAUGACGGCGGCAGCAAGAAUAGCAGCAACAGCAACAACGAGGCCGGCCUCCGCGGCGGCGGCAUGCAGUUCGAGUUUGACGUCAACAACCCCAAGCUCAUCGAGCGCACGUGGAAGGGCGUGCCCGACUGCUGGCGCUCGGCCGCCUGGUGGUCCUUCCUCGAGGCCAGCGCCCGCAGCCAGCCGGCCGGGACCCAGCCCAGCGUGGCCAGCAUCAUCGCCGACUUCCACCGGCUGCAGGGCACCGCGUCGGCCGACGACGUGCAGAUCGACCUCGACGUGCCCCGCACCAUCAGCCAGCACAUCAUGUUCCGCCGGCGGUACCGCGGCGGGCAGCGGCUCCUGUUCCGCGUCCUGCACGCGCUGUCCAUAUACUUCCCCACGACGGGCUACGUGCAGGGCAUGGCCGCCUUGGCCGCCACCCUGCUCUGCUACUUUGACGAGGAGCGCUGCUUCGUGAUGCUGGUGCGCAUGUGGCAGCUGCGCGGGCUCGAGCGGCUGUACCGGCCCGGGUUCGAAGGGCUGAUGACGGGUCUGGACGAGCUCGAAUCCUCCUGGAUGGACAGGGACGUGGCCGCCAAGCUGGAGGAGCUGGGCAUCGACAAGACGGCCUACGGAACACGCUGGUACCUGACCCUGUUCAACAUGUCGAUCCCCUUCGCCGCCCAGCUGCGCGUGUGGGACGUCUUCCUCCUCCUAGGCGGCAACCACCACCACUCUGCCAACAGCAGUAGCAGUAGCAGGAAGAAGUUUCUGCAGCAGCAGCAGCAACAGCAGCAGCAGCAGCUGCUGCAGGAGCAGGACAGGAGACGUCCCAAGACGGCCGACCCCGCAUCCAUGGCCAAGGCCAAGGCUGCAGCGGCAGCCGCGGCGGCGGCGAAGCCGCCCCCCACCGGUCUGGACGUGCUGCACGCCACGAGCGCUGCCCUGAUACAUGCGCUGAGGGAGGUGCUUCUGGACUCGGACUUUGAGAAUGCCAUGAAGGCCCUCACGGCAUUUACACCCAUCAAGGAUGAGGAUCUGUUGAUGAAGGUUGCCAGGGCAGAGUGGAAGCGUCGACACAAGAGGUGA
Messenger RNA from Geosmithia morbida, 3744 nucleotides. RefSeq names its product TBC protein. The transcript has 3 exons. The coding region runs from base 1 to 3744 and encodes 1247 amino acids. The record is from RefSeq and is a predicted model, not a curated record. Lineage: Eukaryota; Fungi; Ascomycota; Sordariomycetes; Hypocreales; Bionectriaceae.